AUGGAUGAUGCUGAUGGGAAUUAUAUUGAAUGUUUAAGUCAAGGAGGCUCUUCUCCUUAUAAACCAAUGGAUAACCUAUUUCAAAUCUAUUCUGAUAAAGUUGGCAAAAAAUCUGAAUAAUAAAGAAGGUUCUUUAGUGGAUAAAAACAAGUUACCGAACCUAUUGAAUAAUUGAGUGUCAAUUCCAUUUCGAAUUCUGAGAGCAAACCAAAACCAUAAAAUAAGGAAGCUGUUCAAAUUUAGUUGAUCUCAUUUUACGAAUAAAACCUUCAAAACUUAAAGUAGAUGGUUAUAGAUAAAGAUGAAGAUAUCAAAAUCAGGGAUGAGAAAAUUCUUGAAUAAUCAAUUCUUAUCAAUCUCAUCAAUACUAAAUAUAAUAAGAUUCUCAACCUUUUGUAAUAAGAAAGGGAUGAAAUAUUUGAAAAAUACAUGCAAGCCAUGGAUGAAAUACAAAAUCUAAGUCAAAAGUAUUAAUAACAAUAGCAAUAACAAUAAUAAUAACUUCUAUCAAUGUAAUAAAAGAUCUAGCAAUAAUUGCAAUAAUAAAUAACAUAGCAUCUCUAAAAUUUUUAAGUUCCUAUAGAUUAUGAUUCCAAAUUAAUUGAACUUCAUGAAGCCAAAUAGCAGGUUAAUUAUUAUAAGAAUUAAUGCAUUAAUUUGGAAGUAAAGGUCAAAGAAACAGAAGUGAAAUUAGAAGAUUCGAAUUUAAGAUUGAAUGAAGCCUAUAUCAGAAUUGAUCUUCUUGAGAAAGAAGCCAGAAAUGUCUCAUAGUAAAAUGUUAUGUUAGAUAAAUAGUUUAAAUCAUUAUUAUAACAAUUUGAAUAGUAUUAAUAAAUCUAGAAAAAGCAAAGUUAAUAAUUUUAAUUCCGUGAAGCUACAAGCAUGAUGAGUAGUGCUUACAGUAAUUAAUCAAAUAGCGAGCAAUAAAUUCUUCAGAAUGUAAAUUAGAAUGGUUCAAAGCAUGAAUAACUCUAAGAGAAUGAUAAUCUAAUAAACGCUUACACUUAAUUUAAAAAAUAGAACAGUCUUAAAUAAUUUAAUCAGAUGUUGGUUUAAUCGUAAAUCAAAUAAUAAAAUGGGAAAUAAGACAAUUAAUAAAUCUCCUAUAACCAAGGAGGAAUAUUAAAUUUUCCAUCUGAUUUUCGCACUUAAUAAUAGAAAGAUUUAGAACUAUAAUUAACUAAUUAGCUGAAUGAGUUGACUAUAAAAAAAUAAACAUUAGAAAGUGAAUUAAAUAAAAAGAUCAAUGUCUCAAAAAGUGCUUUAGAAAGAAGAAAAAGAGAAUAGCUUGAACAAGAGUUGGAUUAAAUUUAAGAUUAAAUUAACAAAGUCAAACUAAAAUUAAGAGAAAAUAAAUUUAUUUGA
Molecule: messenger RNA, 1365 nt
Organism: Paramecium tetraurelia
Lineage: Eukaryota; Ciliophora; Oligohymenophorea; Peniculida; Parameciidae
Exons: 2
Source: RefSeq, a predicted model, not a curated record